Molecule: messenger RNA, 3678 nt
Organism: Erinaceus europaeus (western European hedgehog)
Lineage: Eukaryota; Metazoa; Chordata; Mammalia; Eulipotyphla; Erinaceidae
Gene: RPGR
Product: retinitis pigmentosa GTPase regulator
Exons: 18
Coding region: 156-3224 (1022 amino acids)
Biological process (GO): protein ubiquitination; ubiquitin-dependent protein catabolic process; visual perception
Cellular component (GO): photoreceptor outer segment
Molecular function (GO): ubiquitin protein ligase activity
Source: RefSeq, a predicted model, not a curated record
UCCGCCUCCGUUGCCCUAGCGGCAGUUUGUUGACUUCCGGUGACGCGUAGUGGCGGAUGCCGGGAGUGUAGUUAUGGGGGCUUAGGGGGCUUUCGAGGCCGUACAUCGAGUUGAGGCUUAGACUUAGGCUCCUUGGAGUCGUCCCCGCAGCCAACAUGGCUCAACCGCAGGCUGCCGUUAGCGUGUUCACCAUGCGGGAACAUGAGGACCGAGUGCCGGAUUCGGGUGCAGUGUUUACAUUUGGAAAAACUAAAUUUUAUGAGAAUGCUCCUGGCAAAUUCUGGUUUAAGAAUGAUUUGCCUAUUGCUCUUGCUUGUGGAGAUGAACAUACUGCUGUUGUUACAGGAAAUAAGAAACUUUACGUCUUUGGCAGUAACAAUUGGGGUCAGUUAGGAUUAGGAUCAAAGACAACUGUUACAAAGCCAACAUGUGUCAAAGCUUUAAAACCUGAAAAAGUGAAAAUUGCUGCCUGUGGAAGGAACCACACUCUAGUUUCAACAGAAGGAGGCCGUGUAUAUGCAACUGGAGGAAAUAAUGAAGGCCAGUUAGGACUCGGUGACACUGAAGAGAGAAACACUUUUCAUCCCAUCGGCUUUUUUACAUCUCAGCAUAAGAUUAAACAGCUCUCUGCUGGUUCCAACACUUCAGCUGCACUAACUGAGGAUGGAAAACUUUUUAUGUGGGGUGACAAUUCUGAAGGGCAAAUUGGUUUACAAAAUAUAUCUAAUGUGUGUGUCCCUCACCAAGUUACUAUUGGGAAACCAAUCUCCUGGAUCUCUUGUGGAUAUUACCAUUCUGCUUUUGUAACAACUGAAGGAGAGCUAUACACAUUUGGAGAAGCUGACUGUGGAAAGUUAGGUCUUCCCAGUCAGCUGCUGACCAAUCACAAAAUACCUCAGCGGGUGCCUGGAAUUCCUGAUAUAGUGAUACAAGUAGCUUGUGGUGGUGCACACACUGUGGUUCUCACAGAAAAAGGCGUGUAUGUCUUUGGGAUGGGACAAUUUGGUCAGCUGGGUCUUGGCACUUUCAUUUUUGAAUCUUCAGAACCCAAAAUAAUUGAACAUAUUAAGAACCAUGAAGUGACUUCUAUUUUCUGUGGAGAAAAUCACACAGCUUUAAUAACAGCUACAGGCCUUUUAUAUACUUUUGGAGAUGGUCGACAUGGAAAAUUGGGACUUGGACUAGAGAAUUUGACCAAUCAGUUUGUUCCUACAUUGUGUGCUAAUUUUUUUAGGUUUGUCGUUCAAUUGGUGGCUUGUGGCGGAUGUCACAUGUUAGUUUUUGCUUUUCCACGACUUACUAUGGCAGAAGAAGAAUAUUUAGAUGACUUAAGCCGUACUUACUUAACUGCUGGGAUGUCUAUGUCCAACAUCGACCUGACCUCAGGAAGCAUGCUGAAUAGAUCUUUAUCAGCACGUGUGCGUCGAAGAGAGAGGGAGAAAUCCCCAGAUUCUAUGGCAGGAACACCACCUCCAGAUGAAGGGACUUUUAUUCCACCUAUUUCUUUUUCUCCCAGUUCAGUUCCUUUCCACGUGCCUACAGGUACACUAUCAGACGAAGUGAUGGCUGAAAAUGUUGCCUCCGUGCAGCUGGAAGAACCAGAUGAUUUUCAAGACAAUAUGGCCAGAGAGAAAGAAACAGAAGAUAAUUCUUCUGUUUCAGGAGCAGAUUCAGAAAGCCUUGGAGAAACUACUGAUGUUUUAAAUAUGACACAUGUGAUGAGCCCGAGUUCAGAUGACAAAUCAUUAAAAUUGUCACCAAUUCAGAAACAAAAGAAACAAGAAACUAUUGAGAGACUGAAGCAGCAUGCAGCUUAUACUGAAAAUGAUGAUAGUAACGAAUAUGAAAGUGAAGAGAUGACCCCCAGAAUGAAAGAAGGGAAAGCAUAUAAACAACUGAUGGCAGAAGGAAUGUAUAAGAUACAAGCAGCUUCAACUGUGGAAUCAACUUCAGAUGAGGACAUAGACAAUGAUUCAGACAAGCCUGGACCUCAGGCUGACACCAAUGUAGGGAGUUUGCAAAAAAAGCUAUUUAGACAUGAAAGUAAGCAUGGCCUUUCUCCAUAUAAUUUUGAGGAAAUGCUAAAAAAGAGUGGUGAAAAACAUAGACAGAAGUAUUCAGAUGUCCAGAAAAUGGUCUCUGAGAAGGAAACUGACCUGCCAGAAAUGACAGAUCUGGAGUAUUUAAGAAAACGUGAAGAGGAGCUUAAAAAUAUUAAUACAUUCUUUGACGACUUACCAAGUAGAGACAUAGAGUUUGAAGAUGAGGAAACUAAAGCUUUUUUUGAGGAAAGUAAAAGGAAACUGCAAAAUAUCGCUUUUGAUAGUGAUGGAGGCUCCAUAGAGGAAGGAGAAAGCGAAAGUCUGCAGGGUACAGCUGAUGGCUUUGAGCUACCUGAGUCAGUAGAAUUUAGUAGUGGAGACAAAGAGGAUGAUGAAGUGGAAGUUGAUCCAAAUUUGUGGUAUAGCAGACAGUUCAUUGAGCAGUCACUUGAGGAAGAUCCGGAACAGAAAAUUUGCAAAUUCAUGACAAAAUAUAAUUUUAAGUGUGAGCACUUGGCAAAGAUCUCAGAAGAGCAGGAAGUAACAGAAGAUUCAGAAGAAAGUGGACUAGAUGAGCAAAAGAUAGAGGGAAAGGAGGAAAAUAAGGAAGAACCUGGAGAAAAAGAGGAGCAAUCAGAGACCACGCCAAAUGACCUUGCAGUCAGAGCAGAGGAUCGAGACAAUUCAGAAAAAGAAAAAUCAGAAGAGUUAGAUAAGAAAGUGGAUGAAAGUUCAAAAGAUGAGAAAGCUGUGGAAGACAUUGGAAAUCUUGUGGAGAACCUCAGUGAAAAAGAAGAGCCAGAAAAAAAAGAAGACAACUCAGCUGACAACCAGGAGGAAACAACCAUUGAAAAGGAUAAAGAAGACAAACAAGAGGAACGGGCCAUCUGUGAUUACAAUGAAAAUCCAAAAGGACACAUCCUUGAGCAUGCAAAGAGUAGUCCUGCAGAAACCACAAAAGAUAAAGAUGUAAAAAAAUCAAGGAUUUUCCUGUUUAAAAGGAUGUCAUUGAAAAAUUUGCAUAGUAGUAAUGAGCCACUUCCAGAGAUAAAACCAAUAGGAGAUCAAAUAGCUUGUAAAAGCACUAAGAGUGAUAGCAGCCAGAGCUACAUGGGGCAAACUCGUUCAACUAGCUCAGCCUCAAAUGUUGAGAGAGGCUCAAAAUCUUGUACGAUCAUAUAAAUAAUAUAUUUUCAUGGUCAUCACUCAUGUUAUAAUUUAUACUUGAAAAACUUUGUGACUUCUGAAGGAAUGUUUCUGAUAAACUUUUAAAGUUAUAAAUUAAUAUGUUUUAUGUGGCCUACAACUACUUUUCAUAUUUAUUUAUGCUAAUAUUUUUGACAGGCAGUUUCAAAAUGCCUUUAUCUCGAACUUUCCUUCAAGUGUUGUGGCCUUAACUGUUCAGUGUUGCAAUGAAAAAUAUAUUUUUGUAUGUGAAAAUUAAAUUAAGAUAUUUCAUAGUUUUUAAUAAACAGUUUUACAUCUUUAUAAUUUCAUAAGACAAUAUUUAUGAUCUCGUGACACUGUAAUGGUUUUUAUUGUAUCUGCAAUUUUUAAGAACUGGAAAAAAUUGUUUUUGAUGAACAAACAUAUUUUAAUAAACUUUGGUCAUUUCCACUGUUUAAAUUGGUGAAUA